AUGGAUGCUCGGUUGUACUUGCAAAAUCUCGGCUGGAAAGAUGGCGAGGCGCUCCAAAAGGGUGGAAUCAAAAAACCUAUUCUCGUGAAGCAUAAGAAAGAUACCAAAGGGCUUGGAUCAGACGGCAACGAUGCCGAUAUGUGGUGGGAAAGGCUUUUUGACGGCCAGCUUAAGAACUUGGAGGUGAAUAACAGCUCAAAGGGCGUGAGUUUUGACAAGAACGAUGCUGGAGUAGUUGAGACUGUUCGGAGAUCAGCCUCACCAUUAUACAAAAUGUUCAUCAAAGGAGAAGGAUUGGCGGGCACAGUCGGCAGAACAGAUAAUGUGAAUGUGAAGAGCGUGACUUUGGAGGCCACGGAAGUGAUUGAGGUUGUUCUGAAAAGGAUGAAAUUGGGGGAAAAGGACAAGAAAGAGAAGAAGGAGAAGAAGGAAAAGAAAGAGAAGAAGGACAAGAAAGAGAAGAAGGAUAAAAAAGAGAAGAAGGAAACGAAAGACAAGAAGGAGAAGAAAGAAGCGAGAGAGAAGAAGGAAACGAAAGAGAAGAAAGACAAGAAGGAAAAGAAAGAGAAGAAGGAAACGAGAGAAAAGAAAGAUAAGAAAGACAAGAAGGACACGAAAGACAAGACGAAACGGAGCAAGAAGGACACAGACAAAAUCCUGGUAGAAACAGACUCCAAAAAAGAAAAAAAGAAAACUAAAUCGAAAUCGGAACUGUCUUCGAAAGAGAAACUGAAUGACAAGUCAACCACACAAAAUUCCAAACACACGUCAUCGGAUAAGCCUUCGUCCAAGAAAAGAAAACUACAAGAGAAAACGUCCUCUUCCAAACGGUCGAAAAAGUAG
Messenger RNA from Clavispora lusitaniae ATCC 42720, 843 nucleotides. RefSeq lists its product as uncharacterized. The record is from RefSeq and is a predicted model, not a curated record. Gene Ontology annotation, cellular component: nucleolus. NCBI's taxonomy places the organism in Eukaryota, Fungi, Ascomycota, Pichiomycetes, Serinales, Metschnikowiaceae.